Meloidogyne enterolobii is the source of this 1712-nucleotide messenger RNA. The record is from the annotation of a GenBank genome assembly. NCBI's taxonomy places the organism in Eukaryota, Metazoa, Nematoda, Chromadorea, Rhabditida, Meloidogynidae.
UUUUUUGAUGGAAACAUCACACAAAGUUCGAGUUAAAGCGGCUCGAUUAUCCCACAAAAUAGUGACUACUGAAGGUGGUGAAACCCAAAUCGAAGUCAUCCCUUGCAAAGUUUGUGGUGACAAAUCUUCUGGUGUGCAUUAUGGUGGUUUCUUCCGCCGUUCCCAACAAAAUACGACAAAUUAUCAGUGUGCCCGACAACGUAAUUGUAUUGUCGACAGAGUUAACCGUAACAGAUGCCAGUAUUGUCGAUUGAAGAAAUGUAUAGAAUUGGGAAUGAGUAAAGAUGCUGUUAAAUUUGGAAGAAUGAGUAAAAAACAGAGGGAAAGAGUUGAAGAUGAGUACCGAAUCGUGACACAAAGAAGUGGAGAGUUUUCUCCUUCUUCCUCAGCACCGAAUUCGAUAUCUUCGUCUCCAGUAAUUCCUCAGGCUGCAAGUGCACCCCCGUAUGCUGCAGCACAUCAACAUUUUAUCUCAUCCCUGCCAACUAGUGGAGGGGAAUUUAAGGCUUUUUCUCCAAAUGGAGGAGUCAUUUCCUCAUCAUCAACAUCUUCCUCAGCUGCUUAUUUUACUCCAAAUAAUAUUUAUGGUCAUCCAACAACACUAUGUCAUGGAGGGGAACCUCUAAAUACUUCCCAUUCAUUCAUUGACCAACAACAAAUGUCUUCACACUUUUUGCCUCACAACAAUUUAUUAAAUCAACCAACAUGUUCAUCUACAUAUACACAACAACCUCCACAUGGACUUGCCCCGAUAUCCCCCUCAUGGGCCCCCCAACCUUUUGGGCAACAUCCACACUUGAUUGCGCACCCUGGGGCUGUUCCGUCUAGCAGUGGUGGUUAUCCUCCACUGUCAGAGCCACUCUCUCUCAUUCAACAAGGCCAUAGCACAGUUUCUUCAACUGUGGAUGACGAUCUGAUAAAAAAUGUUAGUAGAGCAUAUGAAGCAGCACAUCCACAAAGCAUUAAUAACAAUCAUUUGGGAGCUUCUUUUGAUUCGUUAAUUGACACGCAACAAGUGGCGCGACUUAAAAAUAUGAACCGAACAGAAGGAUGGCUGAAAUUUGCAAAUGAAUUAAGCUCUUUAAUUAAAUGUAUUAUUGAAUUUGCAAAGGCCGUUAAAGGAUUCGAAAAAUUGGAACAAGACGAUAAAAUACUGGCACUGAAACAGACUACUUUUGAUCUGUCUAUUAUUGCUAUGGCACAGCACUACCGUGUCGGAACAGAAACCCUCCAUAUCGACAACCUCAUCUUCCCAGUCCGCGAAUUCAAAUGUUCCGACCCGACAGACGAAGCUUUUGGACGUGAAAUAAUAAAAGCUUUGGAAUGUCUCGGCCAAUUUAAAUUAACAACAACAGAAACCGCUCUCUUAUCUGCCUAUGUUUUGCUAGAACAAUCCAAUGGAACUGAAGACUUUGUUGCCCAAAUAAAAAAUUGUUUGAGUGCCCAAUUGCAUUCCCGUCUGUCUUCUGAUGUUGACAAUUUUUUGAAUGAUUUGAUGGGCUUUUUGCCGAAAAUUCGGUCUUUGGCUAUGUUGCAUUUACAGUGUUUUGGACGUUUUAAGAGACAAGUUAUGCAGUUGAUGGAAGUUAAAAUGGAAAUGGAUGAUAAUGAUGAAUAUGUGGAAAAUGGGCAACAGAGGAAUAAUGUAAUUAUUUUUAGAGGGGACAUUUUGUCGAAGGACUUUUCGUCGAUAGAAAUUUAACAGACAUACU